Molecule: messenger RNA, 2916 nt
Organism: Asparagus officinalis (garden asparagus)
Lineage: Eukaryota; Viridiplantae; Streptophyta; Magnoliopsida; Asparagales; Asparagaceae
Product: peptidyl-prolyl cis-trans isomerase CYP95-like
Exons: 14
Coding region: 142-2613 (823 amino acids)
Biological process (GO): protein folding; protein peptidyl-prolyl isomerization
Molecular function (GO): peptidyl-prolyl cis-trans isomerase activity
Source: RefSeq, a predicted model, not a curated record
AAGCCUCAACUGAGCUCUAGGUUUCUUUAGCGUGCUCUCUCCUCGUCUCGUAUUUCUGUGGCCAAGCAGCAUCAGCUGCUCUCUGCUCUUCGAGGUUGAAGCUGCCGAUGCUUGUUUUCUCACUGGAUUGGAUCAGUGAGAAUGGCUAGUACGAAGAACCCAAUUGUGUACUUAGAUGUGUCAAUUAAUGGUGGUGAUCCAGGAAGACUGGCCUUUGAGCUUUUUGCUGAUGUCGUUCCCAAGACUGCCGAAAACUUCCGAGCACUAUGUACUGGUGAAAUGGGAAUUGGACGUACAACUGGGAAGCCCUUGCAUUACAAGGGAUCAGUUUUUCAUCGCAUAAUGAAAGGGUUCAUGGCUCAGGGUGGUGACUUUUCAAGGCGAGAUGGUACAGGUGGAGAGAGUAUAUAUGGUGGAAAAUUCCCGGAUGAAAAUUUCAAGCUACACCAUGAUGGUCCUGGUCUUUUGUCAAUGGCGAAUGCUGGUCCUGAUGGCAAUGGUUCUCAAUUCUUUAUUACCUUUAAAGCUGCUCCUCACCUUGACGGGAAGCAUGUUGUUUUUGGAAAGCUUAUCCUUGGACAGAACACUUUAAAGAGGAUCGAACGGGUUGAAGUUGAUAACACCAAACCUAUUGUUCCCGUCAAAAUUGUUGAUUGUGGUGAACUUCAUCAUACGAAACAUCAUAGUACCAUGGAACCUGUACAUGAAAAUGAUAAGAAAAAAUCCAGUAAAUCAAAAUCCGGAAAAGAUAUAUGUUCCGAUACAGAUGGUCAUGAAACACGACGAAGAGGACAUCAUAAGAAAUCUUCUAAAAGCCGAAGGAAAAAGAAGCGAAGAAGAUACUAUUCAUCUGAAUCAGAUAGCUCAUCAGAUACAGAAUCUGAAUCAUCAGACACUGAUAGUGAUUCUGAUUCAUAUUCAUCGUCAUCAUCGUCUGAUCUCAGUAGCUCUAGUGACGAUAGGCAUAGGCGGAGAAAGAAGUAUUCCAAGAGGGAUAAAUACAAGCGUGGAAAAAGAAAGAGGGAUAGGAGGCGGGAGAAAAGACGUAGAAGGCGUGAUAGAAAAUCGAGACGCAAAUCGAAGAGGACGGUGGAGAGUGAUACUGAUGAUUCAAGAGAGAGCAACUCUGAUGACGACGACGGCAAACGUCGCAAACGGAAGUCUAAGAAUCAAGCUUUGGAUGAAGUUCAACCUCCGCUGCCUUUGGAUAAGGGAGUUUCUGACAAUUUGCCUAGCAAUGAUGAUAAGGUGGACGAGCUUGUUGGAGGAGCUAAAUCUUCAAGAGAAAAUGGAGAGAUGCGGAGCAAUGGCAUCAACGAAGAAAAAUCUGAUAGAAAUGCAGAUUUGCCACUUCCCAUAGAUAUACCAAGAAAAUCUAGGAGCCAAAGCGUGAGUUCUAAUCGGUCCAUGAGCAAGAGUAUGAGUAUAAGUCCGAGAAGAAGCCAAGGCAAGAGCCCAAAUGUAAGUCCCCAAAGGCCCAUCAGCCGGAGUCCUGUUCGGCGAAGUCUUAGUAGAAGCCCAGUUCAUGUUUCUAGAGGCACCAGUCGGGGCAGAAGUCCAACCAGAAAGAGCGUCAGCAGAAGUUCAGGUAGUGGGAGCAUGAGUAGAAGCCCGGUCAGAAGCAUUAGCAAAAGUCCAGUCAUAACAAAGCGGAGAAGUGUAAGUACAAGCCCAGUAGGUCGUCCAAGAAGCAUAAGCAGAAAUUCGGCUAGAUCCCUGCCACGACGAAGUCCAGGUAUGAGCUCAGGAAGGGUACCUUCAAGGAGAAGCAUAAGCCGAAGCCCUGUGAGGAAUAAAAGGAGGAGCUUGAGCAGGAGUUCUGCUAGGUCUCUGCCGAGGAGAAGCAUUAGCAGGAGCCCUGUGAGGUCUUUCCGGAGAAGAUCACCAAGCAGAAGUCCUGUAAGGGAUGCUCGUAGAAGUCUUAGCAGAAGCCCAGUCAGGUCAUCACGAAGAAGCGCAAGUAGAAGCCCUGUGCGUAGACGUACACGAAGAAGCAUCAGCAGAAGUCCAGUGAGUCGGCGUGCACUAUCUCCACCCUCUAAUCGGGGCAGGAGUUUUUCAAGAAGUGCUUCUCCGGAUGGGUCACCCAAGCGCAUCCAAAGGGGCCGAGGCUUUAGUGAGAAGUAUUCUUAUGCAAGAAGAUAUCGGACACGCUCUCCAGACCGUUCUCCUAUAAGGUCACAUCGUUACGGUGGAAGAACUGAUCGUGAUAGAUAUUCAAGCUAUAGAAGAUAUCAUGAAAGAUCUCCUCCUAGGCGGUACAGGAGCCCUCCAAGAGGCAGGACUCCUCCUAGCAGGUACAGAAGCAGGAGAAGUCACACCCGAAGCAUUUCGCGCAGCCCAGUAGGUUACCGUGGCCGGCGUAGUCCACUUCGCCUUCGCUCAGAGAGACGUCGGUCUAUUUCCAUUAGCAGGAGCCCAUCUGGCUCCCGCUCGCGAUCUAGGUCAAAGUCAAGAUCAAAGUCUAGGUCUAAGUCAACUCCUAAUUCUCCCUCUCCGAAGCAUGUAAGUGAGGAGAAGUCGAGGUCGAGAUCACCAUCCAGCAGCUCUGAUGGAAAGAAGGGGUUGGUUUCUUAUGGUGACGCUUCCCCUGAUUCUGCUGGGGGGAAGUAAAAUGUUUUAUGAGAUACUGAGUUGUCUUUUAGGUUUUGUUGAGUUUGUUGAUCUGGAUUCUACCUUGUUUGUCUUAGUUUUAUUCUUCUUGGACCUUUAUGUACCCUAUAACGCGUCUCAAUGUUAUUUGAGCUUGCCGCUGGUACUGGGUAGCAAUUGGUUGCCGGAAACUUGAAUUUUGUUUUCCAGUUGGCUAUCGUACUUUAGCCCUGCUGUUAGGGAAACUUUCUUGUAUUUCAUGUUGGAGCUGAUUAUUACUUUUAUGUGGAAUUUCGGGCAUUAGUUUAUGUGUAAUUGUUUCUA